UUGAAGAUUAAUCCUUUGUCAGUUGCUUCAUUUACAAAUGUUUUCUCCCAUUCUGAGGGUUGUCUUUUGGUCUUGUUUAUGGUUUCCUUUGCUGUGCAAAAGCUUUGCAGUUUCAUUAGGUCCCAUUUGUUUAUUUUUGUUUUUAUUUCCAUUUCUCUAGGAGGUGGGUCAAAAAGGAUCUUGCUGUGAUUUAUGUCAUAGAGUGUUCUGCCUAUGUUUUCCUCUAAGAGUCAUCAUUUUUAUUCUUAAUGCCCCUUUUCCAGGCUCCAAGCUGAUCAUUCCCUUUGCCCCCUCCCCCUUUUUUUUCUUCAGUGGAGUUUAUUAGAUUUUAGCUAAUAUAUUAAUGACUUGAUUGUUAUGGUUACUUUCAGCUGUGUUACCUUAAGUUAUUAAAUUAUAGCCUCAUGGAUUUUUAUGGUCAUGCUUUCCUGAAAGGGGCAUUCAAGACUCACUUCCAAUUCAUUCCCACCCUGAGACAGUUUUUACCUCUCACUACUUCUUAACACCCACGUUUUUGUGCAACUAGGCAGAUCUCACUUCUUUGGACUUAUUUCUUCCUUUUUUUUUUAAAUUAAUUUAUUUUAUUUUUGGCUGUGUUGGGUCUUCGUUGCUCUAUGUGGGCUUUUCUCUAGUUGCGGCGAGCGGGGGCUACUCUUUGUUGUGAUGUGCAGGCUUCACUAGUUGCGGCGUGUGGGCUCAGUAGUUGUGGCCCACGGGCUCUAGAGUGCAGGCUCAGUAGUUGUGGCGCACAGGCUUAGUUGCUCUGUGGCAUGUGGGAUCUUUCCGGACCAGGGCUUGAACCCGUGUCCCCUGCAUUGGCAGGCGGAUUCUUAACCACUGUACCACCAGGGAAGCCCUGGACUCAUUUCUGUAUAUAAGUCCUUAUUUAUUUCCUUCCUGUCAUCUGGAAUGCCCUCCCCACUUAUCUUUCCUUUUAAAUCCUACUCAUUCUUUAGGUCAAGCUUAGAUUUUACAUUUACCUUGAUAUAGAUACUUUCUUAUUUUGAUUUUUCCCCCCUCUGGACUUUAAUCCUCACUUUGUCAUUUAAUUGAUUAUACUGCCUUGUGUAAUUUAACCAUGUUACCUGGCUGCAACUAACUCCAUUUUAUCUUUUAAGUCAGUUUAAAAGUCACCUUCACAGAGAGUCCUUCUUUACCCUCACUAAAAUAGUCCUUUCCCCAUAUACAGUCUUUCUCUUUUAGCUACAUGUUUAUUUCCUUUAUGUGGAAUUUACCACAACUGCCAUUAUUUUGUUUGUGUGCUUUCCUACUAGAAUAUAACUAUGUAAAGGUAGGAGCUGUAUCUGUCAUGCUCACUAUUGUAUCUAUAGUACAUAGAACAAUAGUGGCUGUUACAUAGUGGUAGUGGUAGUCUUUAAUAAAUAUUUUUCAGUUGAAUUAUUUGCUGAAUAAAUUGUUAAGUACUUGAGUGUCAGGACCCAUAUUAUUCUAUGGCGAAAUUCUCUGCUGUGCCCACACAGUAAAUCCUUAAAUUGGGAAUAUUAAUUUUUCAUGAAUGAGAAGAAGGGAAUAAGCCUGAAGUUGAAGUAAUUUUUCUGAAACCAGAUGCCAAGACUUUUCUGCUGUAGAGGUGGGGACGGCAGCAGUGAAUGCUGGAGACAGAUCUUUGUACAAUCAUGUUUGAAAUUAAGAAGAUCUGCUGCAUCGGUGCAGGCUAUGUUGGAGGACCCACAUGUAGUGUCAUUGCUCAUAUGUGCCCUGAAAUCAGGGUAACAGUUGUUGAUGUCAAUGAAUCAAGAAUCAAUGCAUGGAACUCUCCUACACUUCCUAUUUAUGAGCCAGGACUAAAAGAAGUGGUAGAAUCCUGUCGAGGAAAAAAUCUAUUUUUUUCUACCAAUAUUGAUGAUGCCAUUAAAGAAGCUGAUCUUGUAUUUAUUUCUGUGAACACUCCAACCAAGACCUACGGAAUGGGGAAAGGCCGCGCAGCAGAUCUGAAGUACAUUGAAGCUUGUGCUAGACGCAUUGUGCAAAACUCAUACGGGUACAAAAUUGUGACUGAGAAAAGCACAGUCCCAGUGCGGGCAGCAGAGAGUAUUCGUCGAAUAUUUGAUGCAAACACAAAACCUAACUUGAAUUUACAGGUGCUGUCCAACCCUGAGUUCUUGGCAGAAGGAACGGCCAUCAAGGACCUGAAGAACCCAGACAGAGUACUGAUUGGAGGGGAUGAAACCCCAGAGGGUCAGAGAGCUGUGCAGGCACUGUGUGCUGUGUAUGAGCACUGGGUUCCCAGAGAAAAGAUCCUCACCACUAAUACUUGGUCUUCAGAACUUUCUAAACUGGCAGCAAAUGCUUUUCUAGCACAGAGAAUCAGUAGCAUUAACUCUAUAAGUGCCCUCUGUGAAGCAACAGGAGCUGAUAUAGAAGAGGUGGCAACAGCCAUUGGAAUGGACCAGAGAAUUGGAAAUAAGUUUCUGAAAGCCAGUGUUGGUUUUGGUGGGAGUUGCUUUCAAAAGGAUGUUCUGAAUUUGGUUUAUCUCUGUGAGGCUCUAAAUUUGCCCGAAGUAGCUCGUUAUUGGCAGCAGGUCAUAGACAUGAAUGACUACCAGAGAAGGAGGUUUGCUUCCCGGAUUAUAGACAGUCUGUUUAAUACAGUGACUGAUAAGAAGAUAGCUAUUUUGGGGUUUGCAUUCAAAAAGGACACCGGUGAUACGAGAGAGUCGUCUAGUAUAUAUAUUAGCAAAUAUUUGAUGGAUGAAGGCGCACAUCUCCAUAUAUAUGAUCCAAAAGUACCAAGGGAACAAAUAGUUGUGGAUCUUUCUCAUCCAGGAGUUUCAGAGGAUGACCAAGUGGCCCGGCUGGUGACCAUUUCCAAGGACCCCUAUGAAGCAUGUGAUGGUGCCCAUGCUGUUGUGAUUUGCACUGAAUGGGACAUGUUUAAGGAACUGGACUAUGAACGCAUUCAUAAGAAAAUGCUGAAGCCAGCCUUUAUCUUUGAUGGACGACGUGUCCUGGAUGGGCUCCACAAUGAACUACAAACCAUUGGCUUCCAGAUUGAAACAAUUGGCAAAAAGGUGUCUUCAAAGAGAAUUCCAUAUGCACCUUCUGGUGAAAUUCCAAAGUUUAGUCUUCAGGAUCUACCCAACAAGAAACCCAGAGUAUAGACAUUGCCAUUUUUAUUUGUAAUUUUUUUGGUACUUCAGGAUAGCAAAUACCUAUCUGAUAUUAAAUGGUAAAUGAAUCAAGUGCUUUUAAGGAAACAAAACUAUUUUUUUAAUAAUCAAAUUUAUACUAGCUGUAUGGGAAUUAGCAUAUCUGGUAAUUAUGAAACUAGAAUAUUUUUUACAUAUUUUUAUAAUAUUGUUACCUCAGUGAUUGGAUGCAUAGCAAAUAACUGUGUUGGUUUUAAUGGUGUCGAUUUUUGUAAAAUUAAACUUCAAACACUUUUUACUUUAUAAAAUGUCUUUAGGCAGCACUUGAAUAUCACAUUGUAAUGGGAAUGGCAUGCUUCAGUUUUUCUGAUCAUUGGUUUAUCUACUUGUCCUUAAGUAUGUAUUUUAAACCAUGAAAUGACUAUGCUAAAUAUUGGGCUAAACCUGUUAACCUUUCCAAAAGUGUCAUGGAAGUUUAGAGCUUUCUGGAUUAAUUGGGUAAGAUGUUUUCCAUGCCAUUUCUUGUCUCUCUGAACUGAGGAGCAUGCAAUGGACAGAAUGUGGCCUUUGAGCUUUUUUUUUCCUAUGCUUCCAUGUUAGAAGUAACCCUACAAGUAUGGUUUGGUUAUUGUUCUUUUGUUCCUUUUGUUUUAAUGAGCUGUGUUGUUGGUUUUCUAGUCCAAAAAGAUCAUCACUGCCCACUUCCAAUCAAUCCAAAUAAGACUAAAAGGCAAUAUUUUUUUUAACAUGAAGAGAAAAUCAGUGUAGUGAAAUGAAAAUCUAUUUCACCCCACUUCUUGUUUUUCCUCACUGAUCACUAUGUUUUUUUAGUCCAAUAUUUGUUACUUUUACUUUGCAUUUUCUUCCUGUAACUCAUUGCAAUUUCUCCCUUUUUCUUUAAGUAAUAAAACCAAUAUAAUCUCAUAUAUAAACUUAAAGAAGUAGAUUUUACAAGUUAUGUAUAGCAUAAUCCUAAAAUAGGGAAUUUUGUGUCUUCAACUACUUUUUUUCUUAUGUCUCUUUGACUUAUAUUUGAUUUUCUCUUGUGUUUAUCAUUAUUGAAAUAUGUCAGAUGUCCAUUUGAUGCUUGUGCUCUGCCGAGCGUAUACAAAUUGAGUUAAACAGUCUCAUCCUUUAGGAAUUUUGCGGUUCAAUAAGGAUACAGAGACAAAGAUGAGGACAGAGACACCUAUAGAGGUAUCAAAUACAUAAAUAAAAUAUUCUGCAUAA
Lagenorhynchus albirostris (white-beaked dolphin) is the source of this 4340-nucleotide messenger RNA. RefSeq names its product UDP-glucose 6-dehydrogenase (gene UGDH). Bases 1611 to 3122 code for a protein of 503 amino acids. The transcript is spliced from 12 exons. The record is from RefSeq and is a predicted model, not a curated record. Gene Ontology annotation, cellular component: cytosol; nucleus. NCBI's taxonomy places the organism in Eukaryota, Metazoa, Chordata, Mammalia, Artiodactyla, Delphinidae. Gene Ontology annotation, molecular function: UDP-glucose 6-dehydrogenase activity; NAD binding. Gene Ontology annotation, biological process: glycosaminoglycan biosynthetic process.